GCCGCCAAGACCUUCUUCCAGCUGUCUUGUGGGUCCAAAAAAUCGGACAGUUGACGCAGUGUGCCAUGCUGGAGGCUCCGGACAAAUGUCGUUGAUGAUAUUUCUUGACUCAUCCUAAAUUAUUGAAUAUAGACACAUAACUCCCGGGACGUCCUGAAAUCGGAAUGGAGGAAGAGGCGAAGAGCGACUCCGAUUCAGAGCCGUGCUUUAUGUCUGAUCACGAAGGCUUCUUUGGUAGCAUCAAAAACUCAACCAGAGACUUUGCAGUGACUGAAAUAAAUAUCAGUGGUCAGUUAGUAACCGAAACGACUUUGGUGGAUAAUGUCUCCUCACAGCUGUACGAUAGCAGCGGGCAGAUGUGUCCUGGUGGCGAGUUAAAGAUCGAGGGAAACUUAACACCGUUAACUACAGAGGACGUCAAAGUAAAGACGGAUUGCAUACCAGAGGAACUUUGCUGCGCCGCGGUAGAGUGUCAUAACGUGGACACCGCCGCAGGAGAAUGUGAAGAGGCUUUUGAUCUGGAGGCAGUUUUGGGUCCGGCUGCGAACGAAGCACUGGAGCGGUUUGCAACGUCAGUGCGCGACGCACCCCGAAGGGACAGCAUCGCGGACAGGACAGAACUAUUCCUGGGCGCGUUUGCGGAGAAGCACCAGAGAGCCUCCGUGCAUCGCGCCGUACGCCAUUUAUUCCCGUUCUUAGUGACCCUGACGAACAAGACCGAGGUUCUCGUGAAGGAGGACCCCGAUUAUCGAGAGCUGGCAAGCCUGGUUUCAGAGGAGGAGGCUGAAGAUUUCUUUCGGUUCAUUGACGCCAAAGUCCCCAAUGCGUCGUUCACGUUCGCACAGGACGAUAGCAAAGAGCACAGGAAGGCGGUGCAUCAUUUUGUCAGCAAACGUUUCGGUAAGCUGGUGGAAACCAAGAGCUUCAGCGACGUCUCUGGUCCUGGAUUGCAGAAAACUGCGAUCACUGUCCGGUUCAGAGCCAGAUCAAAACCAGCCAAGAAGAGGACGGCUGCCGAUUGUCAGGAAGAGAGUGUGAUUUACACAGGAUUUACUCUGCGGAAGGAGAACCUGGAGACGCUGGAGGCCAUCAGCUACAUGGCCGCCAUGCUGGGCGUGCUCCCGUCCGACUUCACCUACGCCGGCAUCAAGGACAAACGGGCCCUCACUCACCAGUCCAUGGUGGUGAAGAAGAUCUCCCCGGAGCGGCUGUUGCAGAGGAGGCCAGAGUUUGAGAAGAAGGGGAUCCAGCUCUCUCACGUCCGCCCGGUCUCCCAGCCCCUCCACCUGGGGAGGCUGAGGGGGAACCGGUUCCAGCUGGUCGUCCGGGACCUCCGGCCCCACACUCCCGACUCCACCGCCGACCUGCCACGCCUCGUCCAGGAAGCUCUGGACAACGUCAAGGUGAAAGGCUUCGUGAAUCUGUAUGGACCCCAGAGGUUUGGUGCAGGGCAGAGGGUGAAGACUGACCAGGUUGGGCUGGCUCUUCUCAAAGAGGAAAUGGUGGAAGCUGUGCAGCUGUUCUUCACCCCGGAUGAAGGGGACGACCUCCAGAACCGAGCCAAGAAACACUUCCUCCAGACAGGCAGUGCCAGAGAGAGCCUGGCCCUGAUGCCGGAGCAGCGGGUUCGGGAGAGGCUGAUGCUCCGCGCGUUGCACCGUUACGGGACGGGCCGGGAGGGGUGCGUGCGCGCCUGGCUCAGCCUCCCGCACGGGGUGCGGAUCUUCUACAUCCACGCCUACUGCAGUCGCGUGUGGAACCAGGCAACCGCCUACCGGCUCCUCUGCCUGGGCCACGGGCCCUCGGCCCUGCGGGGAGACCUGGUCUGGGCCCCGGGGGAGAGGGGCCAGGGCGAGGGGCAGACUCCCCAGCAGAUUCACGUUGUGACAGCCGAAGAAGAGGCGGGCUGUGUGUUCUCCCUCCGUCAGGUGGUUCUGCCCAUGCCGGGGAACAGCGUGACGUACCCUGAGAACGCGGUGGGGCCGUGGUACCGGGCCCGGCUGGAGAAGGACGGCUUGCAGAGCUGCAGGUUUCGGGUCACGUCUCUGAAACUGAACGUGCCGGGCUGCUACCGCCCCCUGCUGGCGUUCCCCCGGAACCUCACACACAGGCUGCAGGGGCUUCCUGGCGGCAGUCCUGAGGAGCACGAGGCCCCUCUGGCGCCCCCCUCUGGACCCAGUCUGGCACUGUUGUUCGAUCUGGACUCCUCCUGCUACGCCACCGUCUGUCUCCGCGAAGUCAUGAAGUGUGACCCGUGAGGGGGGCUAGUAAAACGGUAUCGACCCUUUCCGACGGGUUCCCUGGUGUUCCUUUCCCAGUCUUUCUGAACCACAGCUCAGAACGGCAGAGGUCCACGAACGCGUGGAAGGAUGUGUCAGGCAGUGAAGUGUGUGUUAAUUUCACAGAAAAUGUCUCGUUUUACUUUUGAUGCCUGUGGAAAUGUCCAAAUAUUAUGUUUCUUGGGAUGGCAAAGUGGAAUUAUACAAUUUACAUUA
This is a messenger RNA of Conger conger (European conger), 2495 nucleotides long. It is a transcript of the gene pus7l, whose product is annotated as pseudouridine synthase 7 like. The coding region runs from base 165 to 2258 and encodes 697 amino acids. Gene Ontology annotation, molecular function: pseudouridine synthase activity; RNA binding. Gene Ontology annotation, biological process: pseudouridine synthesis. NCBI's taxonomy places the organism in Eukaryota, Metazoa, Chordata, Actinopteri, Anguilliformes, Congridae. The record is from RefSeq and is a predicted model, not a curated record. Gene Ontology annotation, cellular component: nucleus. The transcript has 9 exons.